ACAUUUUGGGCUGAUUUGUGUGGUGAUCGUCAAACGGACAACAUCUAUUACGUUGCGCUCUGGGGCAACACGAAAUUUAAACUAUUUAAAAGUGAUGUUUUACCAAACCUUACUAAACCAAAAACAAAGACUUAUGGAUUUUUCCAAAUAAUGACAAAAAAUAUACAUUGUUUCAAUUCAAACAUAAAAUGUGAAAAUCAUUGAAUAAAAUAUAAUUUUAAAGUGUUAAAAUUCAAUGUGAAUUGCAACAAGAAAAAAAACAAUUGUCAAUAAGUCAAAAUAGUGUUUAGCUUUUACCGUUUUGUUUUUUUUUCGGUAUUUAAGUUUUACAUAAAACCAGUUUGGACCCUUCAAUUUAUUAGUAAACGUUUAAUAAGAAACAAUCGUCAAUAUCGAUCAUCAACUAUAAUAUUUUUAAGUAAUUUCAAUUAAAAUUAAAGUGGUUGUGAACUAACAAAUCUCACUUUUUUCAUUAUAAUCACUAUUGUGAAGAGGGGAACUUAAUAUGCAUCAUUGUAACGGAAAAAUGCGGUUCUUUUGCCAUUUAUUAGUUGUUUCAUUCGUAAUAGAAGCAGUUUUAGCAGUGGCAAAUGCUACCGCAUCGUCCACUGAUUCAGAAACAAGAAACACAUUUGACUCGGAUACCAAAAACAAACGACAAGUUAAUCAAUAUAUACGAACACCAGGAACUAGUGCAGCAACAUCAGUUGGAACCGAGUCUGGACCUCAAGUAUUUCCUCUGCAAUUAUCACAUAGUAUUUAUCAACAACGUCUGCCUUUAUAUACCCGACGUCCAACCACGGUUUCGAAACCACAAGUGACCGAAGAUGUUAAUGAGCAGGAACCACAACAACAGCAACAGCAACAACAAUCAAUUUUGCCUUCGUACUACAAUUUUGUACCAGAUAUUGAUGCUGAUAGCCCUGAUUCAGUUCACAUUGAUAGUCGUCAUUUGCCUGUUGAACCACGGACCAAAGUGCAAAAUUAUCAAAGUACACAGCCGCAACGUGUGCAAAUUAGCUAUUCUUCAGUGGCACCAAAACAAAGCACUCCAAGCCAAACAUUGUUUAGCGAGGAUGAGUAUUUGGAAUUGAUUCGAAAUACGGAUUUGGUGAAAAGUUCUCAAGGUGUCAACUCAAAAAUACCAUUUGGUUAUGUAACAGCUGCACCCACGACGGCCAUAGAUAAUAUGUUUGAAUAUUCAACAAAGUCACAGUUAAAUAAUAACAAAAAUAACAACGACUAUAGAAAAUAUACAUCACGAACUCAUCUCCCUUCGACCCCAUCUUCUGUUCCACAUCUGCAGCCACAGACUUCACAGCAACAAUUUGUUCGACAACCGCCUCAAUAUAUAGGCCAACCAACUCACUAUACAGCAGUGACACCAGCUCAGGACUUUGAAGCAACUUAUGAUAAAGAUACAGUUCGCGUAAAUUUGAAAAAGUAUCAAGAAUCAGCUGGUAAAACAAAAUAUGAUCCGGCUCGUGGACAAUAUCAUCAAGAAGUGAGUGUAAAACCUACCAAGAAAUCGGUCAAUUUUAAACCAUCAUACCAAUAUGCAAGUACAGCUCAAACUCAAUCAUCGUCUUCGAAUCGUCAGCAAUCGGUUGGCCAAUCAGAACCACUUCAUUAUCAAAGCGUUGAACAAAUUAUACAAACUGAAUUAACUAAAGCAAACCAACAGAACGCUAUUCAAACUCAGAGCCAAUAUUCAAAUAUUGUCCCACAGUCACAAGUUAACACACAACAAGCAUAUUUUCCUGCCGAAGUGAAUCACCCAUUCCAGUCGUAUGUACCUCAACAUGAACGAUUGGUAGCUAACAACAACUACGGACAAAUCGGUUCCGAUCAAACAAAUUUACCGACAGUUUCUCAACAAAUUGACAAUAAACAAAAUGGGCAGUCCGAGUUUAGAAUACAGUACGUGCAUCAUGUAUCGCAAACACCAACACCGACACCAACUCCGCGAUUUGUGACAGAUGUUACAAGUCAACCAUUGAAGUAUGAACUUUUCGACCCAAGUGGCAAUAGAAAUGGCGCCAAAGAAGUGCCCCCAAAAAUAAAAUUGAUACCAGCACCGUCGAAUGGUGGAACUUCUCAACGCCCACAGUAUGUCGAUCAACCUCAGUAUUAUAAAAAAGUAAAAAUUCAACCAGCAGCACAUGUUCACUACGUCCCGGUACGUACACAGUAUCAUCAACCAACACAACAACCCAUUCAAGUUCAUUCUUCACAAUCAGCUCAAUCUCCGCAAUCUGAUAUUUUAAUUCCAAUUCAACCUUCACGGUCGGCGCUUUUCGUUGCACAAAGUUCAGGGCAUAGUGAAUCAGUAUCGCAUUUGGCUACGGGAAACGUGAAAAAAUUGACGCAAUCUAUUCCGUCCGGUCAUCAAACACUUACAGAUCCAAGAAAACCGCCAUUGCCGAUAACAAGUCCGAAAAAACCAAUUUCUCAAGAAGAAUUCCAAGCACUUCUCGAUGCUGGUUAUAAAGUUCAAGCCAUACCAGUGCCCGUUCCCGUUUCUAUUGACAAAUACAAACAGUUGCAAUAUCAACAACAGCAACGUCAGCAACAUCACACUCAACCAGUACAUAGUCCAGUUGUUCCUCAUCACCCUUCGAAUCAUCCGGCUCAGCAUACACGACAAUAUAUACGUUAUCAUCCAAAACAAGAAUCUGAAGAAGGCAUUCUAACAUCAUAUUUGAAACCAUUAAUUGAUUAUAUAGGCGGACCAAGCCAAUAAAUUCCACCGAAAAAAAUACAUAAUCAUUGUUUUAGUAGUUAGCUGUUAUUCGUGUAUCUCAAUUUUAAGUUAUACAUUGAUAUUAAAGAAAUUUUAACUAU
Molecule: messenger RNA, 2844 nt
Organism: Contarinia nasturtii (swede midge)
Lineage: Eukaryota; Metazoa; Arthropoda; Insecta; Diptera; Cecidomyiidae
Exons: 5
Coding region: 506-2743 (745 amino acids)
Source: RefSeq, a predicted model, not a curated record